Messenger RNA from Arachis duranensis, 865 nucleotides. RefSeq lists its product as uncharacterized. Bases 40 to 393 code for a protein of 117 amino acids. The record is from RefSeq and is a predicted model, not a curated record. The transcript has 3 exons. Lineage: Eukaryota; Viridiplantae; Streptophyta; Magnoliopsida; Fabales; Fabaceae.
AUCCCAAAUCGGAGGAAGGUUUCGCCGUCACCACUCACCAUGCACUACUCGCCACUCCACCAGAACUGUAGCUCCCUCUUCGCUGUGUGCUCACCGUUCUUCUUCCUCGCUAAACACUCACCACUCACCACUCACCACUCGAGAACCAUUGCUCCUCUUCGGUGCGUGCUUACAUCGGGAAGACUCUGUGGUCAGCAUCGUCGUCCCUUCGCUCACCAUUGUCGAGAAGGUGAAAUCGUACCCAACACUCCGUUCAAACAGGUGAGCUUGGCCACCACCAACCUUGCCCCAGGUUUCAGGAAGUUCUUAACUGGUGUCUGUUGCCACAACAAACAAUACAUCUGUCUUGUCCCUCACAUUUUAUUCAUCAUGAAUGAGGGGAUGCGUUACUAAGAUUUUUACCAAAACUUAGUUACCAGUUGAAGCCUUUCAGAGCCAUAUUCCAGUGUGCAUUUUCAUCAUUGUUUCACACUGCUAUCGCUGAUCAUUAUAGUGUGCAUUUUCAUCAUUGUUUCAUUGCUUUCACACUGCUAUCUAUAUGGAAUUAAAGCAGUAUAUAAUGGCCCAAACAAGAAAGAAGUAAUAUAAAAUACUUACUGAGGACCAAAGAAUUAUGUAUAGUCUCACCCAAAUUAAAGCCUAAAGAUUUGACUUUGUUAAUUAUUAGUUGCUUUGAAUUAUAUUAUUAGUUGCUUUGAAUUAUAAAGGAUUCUUUUCACAAUUGCUUCAGUGCCAUAUGUUCCUAAUUUGCAAUAAACAAGCUUUCCCUUCACCUUAUUUGGAUCUAAGGAACCUCAAAAGCAGUAUCUAUAUCUAUGCAUUAAUUAAAUUCUUCUUUGUCUAUAUGUUGACUUAUUUUGUUUAU